Messenger RNA from Bactrocera dorsalis (oriental fruit fly), 2467 nucleotides. RefSeq lists its product as uncharacterized. Bases 266 to 940 code for a protein of 224 amino acids. The record is from RefSeq and is a predicted model, not a curated record. Lineage: Eukaryota; Metazoa; Arthropoda; Insecta; Diptera; Tephritidae. The transcript is spliced from 2 exons.
GCUAAAAUUCCCUACAAGCCCCGAUAUACCUUUAUUCAAAAAGUUUCGAGGAAACUGGAAAAAUAUCGAUUCCCAGAAAAUACAGGUCAGUACUGAAAAGUUAUCAUGCCUGAGUAGAUCAGAAAUUGAUAAACUAUUAGCAUUUUACCAAGCUGAAUUGACUAAAGAAAUCGCUAGAGAUGAUUAUCGAGAAUUAAUUGAGCUUUCAAUAAUAUUUCUUGGCGGAGAUACACAGAACAAAAUUAGAAUCCGGCCUCCAGGGGCAAUGCACCAAGGACGAUGGAUGACAAGAACAAUUUAUUCAUUAAAAAUUUCAUUACUUAGCUCUCAAUUAGGAAUUUCAAAUAAGGAUAAGGCAGCUUUGUUAGACGUCUGCCUGUUCAUCGUGACAUCCUAUGUCAAGCCUUGGCUGCAAUGUAUUUUAGCUGUUAAAGCACCAUUCCAAGACUUAUGCUUUUUAAAAGCCAUGAAGGCUUACGAAAUAAUCGAUAAAAAUAUCUCAAAGGCAGCUUUACAAAAAUUUUGCCAGCAUUUAUGGUAUUUGACAGAUGAAGUGUCUGUCUUGUCUCUAUUUGACGAUGACAUUGACCAAGAAACUAAAGUAAAGAUAGUUGCUAACUUAACUAAAGAAUAUCCAUCGGCCAACGGUAAACGCUACAUACCAUCGAAAGACGAACUUUGUGGUCCGCUUUACGAGAAAAACAUCGAUGACUUUGUUUCAAUAAAAAGCAAAUCUUUAUUCAAUCGACUUAAAAUAGUUGAUGAUAGCUUUCUUAAUGAGUCUCCAACUACAUGGCCAAAUAAUGCUUCGUUCCAAAAUGCUAAAAAGAAGGUUUACACACUGAGAGCAGUUAACGAUACCGCUGAAAGAGCGGUUAAGUUAAUGCAAGACUUUCAUGGCUUAAUCACCGUCGACGAGGAACAAAUCAAUUUUUGUUAAGUUGCGUUCAAGAACACAGACAGAUAUAUCCGGAUUGUAAAAAGAAAACUUUGAAAAGAAAAUUUAGUAAAUAAUAACAUAAUGUUAUUUAUAAAUACUCAAUAAGUAUAAAAUAUAUGUAAAACGGUGUAUUAUUGACUACAUAAAUAUUUUAAUCCGCAAUCAACACAAAGCUUCCAUACUAACUUUCAUAUUUUAAGUUUAACAUCAAGUCGGCACGGGUUAUCGUUAUUCAAUCGUAAUAAUAUUUAUUAUUUGAGUUGUUAGGAUCAAAUGUAAAAAAAAUCGCGGGUAUGCGUAAGUAAAUUCGAAAAAAAAAAUUUCGCCCUUGUUGGCUGGGACACCCUAAUGUAUAUACAUAUAUAAAUGGAACAUGAGCAUACUGCAAAAUAAAAUUGACUAAAAUAUAAUAUUCGCUGGCACAAGAAAAGCCUAACUAUUAUGAAACAAGUAAGAGAAAUUUUAAAGCGAAUGCAAAAGGGUUUUAGCUUGAACUUUUCUGCACAAAAUUUGUUUGAAAAUCAGCAUAUAUUUUACUACUGUGAACAAAACAACGAAUCCAAAAGGGGUUUACUCGUAGCCUGAACUGUUCUGCACAAAAUUUGUUUAAGCAUCCGCAAGUCUAAUAUAGUAUCUACAAAGUUUAGUGGUCCUGUAACCUCACAUAAAAACAAACUGCAUAAAGCAUGUUCUCAUUAAGUGCUAGGACAAGUUGUAGCCAAUACUAGUGGCCGACAACAUAAACAAAAGGUCAACAGCUAACAUUUAAACGUACAUUAUUAUUGCUACGAUUUCAUUUAUUAAAAUAAAUCAGUAUUUUUAAUUUUGUUCUACACAAUUUUAACAAGAAAGGUCUAAACUGUCUUUAUAAGCGAGGAGGGUUAUUAAAAUUAACUUUAGACAAAUGAAAAGAACUGCAAACUGUUCCAUUCAUGAUUUUCGCUAAGAAUACUAUCCAAGCAUUUCUCUACGACUAUUAAGUAUAAACGACUAGUUUUAAAUAGUAUUAAGACUUAAGCUCGGAAAUUAAAACGAAAAUUAAAAACUGUUUUAGAACGGACUCUAACUAGUCAGAAUAGAUUUUUUAACUCGAACUCCAUACCACACAACCAAAUUCCAAACAAGCUUAACUAAAGUUGUAAAAACAGUUUUAGUACUAUACGGAUCUCUCAAUUCUUUAGACCAGCGUUUAAUAAAGAUAAAAGCACCUUUUUCGUUCAAAACCAUACCAAUUAAUAUGGAGAUUAAAAUUAAGCUCGCGGUCUAUAAUAACUUCCAUAUCAAUAAAGUUUAAAACUUGCUUUAGUCUAUGGUUUUUAUUGCAUAAACGAGGAGUGUACAGUAGAGCGGGUUGAUUUUUUGUUCUCUAAAAUCGUGUAUGUGGGAAAUGUUUUACGGAUACGGUGAUUAAGUAAAAAAAACAUUUCAAAUUCAAAUUACAUAUGUACAUAUCUUUAUUCAGGCUUUACAGUGAUUAUUUACAUAUAACACAUACUUAUAAAUCUUAAAAAAUAUAUAUUAAAAAAU